Messenger RNA from Staurois parvus, 804 nucleotides. Lineage: Eukaryota; Metazoa; Chordata; Amphibia; Anura; Ranidae. The record is from the annotation of a GenBank genome assembly.
AUGGUGCUAAUUAGCCAUCAUUUACAUAGCCCAAUGUAUUUUUUCCUCAGUCACCUUUCAGCAUGUGACAUUUUAAUCAGCACAAAUGUGGUACCCAACACACUCCAGAUUCUAUUAAAUAACUCCACCUCUAUGUCGGUCCAAAGCUGCUUUGCCCAGUUGUAUUUUUUCGGUUCUUCCGCCAUCAUUGAAAAUUGUCUCCUCUCCGUGAUGUCCUAUGAUCGCUAUUUGGCCAUAUAUGACCCAUUGCAUUAUUCCUCCAUCAUGGCUUACCCUCAUCAUUAUUAUCUUGCGAUUUGGUCUUGGUCAAUGGGCUUCGUCUUAGCCAUUAUCACUAAUGUCCUUCUACUUCAGGUUCGGUUUUGUGGUCCAAAUAUCAUUGACCACUUUUUUUGUGAUCUUUCUCCACUGUUGGGGAUCUCGUGUUCGGAUUCAUCGGCUGUGCAGAUCGCUGUGGCGGUAGUGGCUGGAGUAAUAGGCCUCCUACAGUUCUUGUUUGUGCUUGAAACCUACAUUUGCAUCUUCAAGGCCAUCUUCCAAAUCUCAACCACAGCUGGGAGACAGAGAGCCUUUUCCACCUGCAGCGCUCAUUUGUCCGUUGUAUGUACGUACUACGGAUCACUCAUUUCUCUUAAUUUAGUGCCAUCCAAAGGAUAUUCUGCAAAAUUUAAGAAAACCUUGUCAGUUUUGAACACUGUGCUGACCCCGUUAUUCAACCCUAUCAUAUACAGCCUGAAGAACAAAGAAUUACAGGAAGCCCUACGCCAGCUGACCUUCCUAAGAAAACAUUUCAAGAAGAGCUGA